CUUCCCCAUCACUCUCCGUCUCCUCUCUUCCCUUUCAAAUCCCUCACUCUCUCUAGACCAGAUGGAUGGAAGCGGUGGCGGGGCGUACCCUGCUUCUCCUAGAUGGAAUGUUGAGCGCCCAUAUCUCACCGGCCGGAUGUAUCAGGAAACGAAAUCUCGAUCUCAGAACCUCGGUAGUAAAGGGAUCGAAUCUUUCAGAGAUUUCUGUUCCGAUAAUCCUAUUGGAUCAUAUGCAACGUCAGUCCAGGAGCUUUUGAUUAUCGAUGAUCUUCUUUCUGCAUUGGUUGGCAUCGAGGGAAGGUAUAUUACAAUAAAGAAAGCUCGCGGUGCUGAAGAACAUUUCACAUAUCAAAUGGAUUUAUCCAUGGACUUAGUGUUGCAAGAGCUAACUAAAAGGAUAUUUCCAAUAUGUGAGAAUUUUCUUGUAAUUAAUCAGUUUGUGGAGUCAAGAUCACACUUCCGAUAUGGUCUGGUAAAUCAUGCUUUUGCUGCUGCAUUGAGGGCAUUUCUCCUGGAUUACCAGGCUAUGGUGGCUCAAUUAGAACACCAAUUCAGGCUGGGGAAACUCUCUUUGCAAGGAUUGUGGUUCUUCUGCCAGCCAAUGAUGGGUUCUGUGCAAGCUUUGGCCACAGUGAUACAAAAAGUGUCUACAAACUACUUGACGGGAUCUGCAGUUCUUAACCUCUUACAAGCACAGGCUGCAGCAAUGGCUGGUGAUAACACUGUGAGGUCCCUCCUUGAGAAGAUGAUUCAUCAUGCCAGCUCUGCAUACCUCUGCAUAUUGGAAAGAUGGGUAUAUGAGGGUAUAAUAGAUGAUCCUUAUGGUGAAUUCUUCAUUGCAGAGAAUAAAUCCUUGCAAAAGGAAAGUCUUACUCAAGAUUAUGAUGCCAAGUAUUGGCAACAAAGAUAUAGUCUCAAGGAGGGGAUUCCAAGCUUCCUAACAAAUGCUGCAGAUAAAAUAUUGACAACAGGAAAAUACUUAAAUGUCAUGAGAGAAUGCGGCCACAGUGUUCAGGUCCCUCUAUCUGAAACUUCAAAGUUAACAAAUUUUGGUUCCAACCAUCAUUAUUUGGAAUGCAUAAAUACUGCAUAUGACUUUGCAAGCAGCGAGCUGUUAAAUCUGUUAAAGAAGAAGUAUGAUCUUAUUGGCAAAUUGCGAUCUUUGAAACACUACUUUCUUCUUGAUCAGGGUGACUUCUUAGUUCAUUUUAUGGAUAUGGCUCGGGACGAACUUCUCAAGAAACCAGAUGAAAUAUCCGUAGAGAAGUUGCAGUCUUUGCUAGACCUUGCUUUACGCACAUCAGUUGCUGCAGCUGAUCCAUUUCAUGAGGACUUGACCUGCUGUGUGGAAAGAUCAUCGUUGCUGAAUAGGUUGGGCACGUUGAAGGAUUUGGAAGGCAUAAUGAAUAGCUUAGUUGCACCAUUAAAUUUUCUAGACAUAAGUGACUCUGCUGUUAAUACGAGUGAUCAUACAGAGACUCUAAACCUCACAGGCCUUGAAACGUUUACUCUUAGUUACAAGGUACAAUGGCCACUGUCACUCGUUAUCUCAAGAAAAGCAUUGACAAAAUAUCAAUUAAUAUUUAGAUUGUUGUUCCAUUGUAAUCAUGUUCACCGUCAACUCUGUGCAGCAUGGCAAGUACAUCAAGGUGCUCGAUAUCUUAACAAGAUGGGAACAACACUUGCAAGAUCCUCACUGCUUUGCCGAAGCAUGCUUAAAUUUAUCAACAGUCUUUUACACUAUUUAACAUUUGAAGUUCUGGAACCAAAUUGGCAUGUAAUGUCUGACAGGCUUCAAACUGCAAAGAGCAUAGAUGAGGUUAUGCGAUGUCAUGAUAAUUUUCUUGGAAGAUGUCUACAAGAAUGUUUGUUUUUAGUACCUCAACUUCUAAAGGGGAUAGAGAAGUUGAAACUCAUAUGCCUUCAGUAUUCUGCGGCUGUACAGUGGUUGGUACCCUCAUUGUUUAUACCUGAUGUGGACUAUAUGGAUCGCAAAAAGAGGGUGGAGAAAUCAAAAGCUGGAAGAUCAACACACAGAGGUCAUAGACUAAAAUUAGCUGCUGAAAAUGCAUCAGCUACUGAUACUGUGAUAAAAUUUGAGAAGGAAUUCAACACAGAAUUGCAGAGUUUAGGACCAAUUCUGAGCCGCAGUUCACAGGCAGAUCCCUAUUUGAGUCAACUCGCUCAGUUGCUUUUGGGGACAAGGAAUGAUAUAUAAUCCGUAAUGGUUUUGUUGAAGCCAAAUGUAGAAUUCAUUCUUGUUUUCCAUUCUUAUUACUACAAGUUAUUCCACUCUUUGUAAAAGAUUAUGUAAAUAAAAUGCUUUUUUUAUCAGUAAUCAUGUUAUUGCUAAAUGCAAAUAUCUAA
Molecule: messenger RNA, 2367 nt
Organism: Nymphaea colorata (pocket water lily)
Lineage: Eukaryota; Viridiplantae; Streptophyta; Magnoliopsida; Nymphaeales; Nymphaeaceae
Product: gamma-tubulin complex component 2
Exons: 21
Coding region: 62-2218 (718 amino acids)
Biological process (GO): meiotic cell cycle; spindle assembly; cytoplasmic microtubule organization
Cellular component (GO): gamma-tubulin small complex; spindle pole; equatorial microtubule organizing center
Molecular function (GO): microtubule minus-end binding; gamma-tubulin binding
Source: RefSeq, a predicted model, not a curated record